Messenger RNA from Acanthaster planci (crown-of-thorns starfish), 3710 nucleotides. RefSeq names its product snake venom 5'-nucleotidase-like. Gene Ontology annotation, molecular function: nucleotide binding; 5'-nucleotidase activity; metal ion binding. The record is from RefSeq and is a predicted model, not a curated record. Gene Ontology annotation, biological process: AMP catabolic process. NCBI's taxonomy places the organism in Eukaryota, Metazoa, Echinodermata, Asteroidea, Valvatida, Acanthasteridae. Gene Ontology annotation, cellular component: plasma membrane.
UCUGUUUAAACGGAUUUUUAACCCCUCUGUUGGCUGCCUUUGUCUCGUCCUAUUGUCGUAAUCUUGAUUCAUUUAUUGACAUUGUGGACUGGUCGGCUACGACGUUCGUGUCACACAUUAUCUGCAUAAGGACUAAAUUUGAAUUGCUGAACCGUGAAGUUGAAUGCAUUACACACUGCUGUCCCGUCACCGACCCAGUACCACGCGGAUACGAUUGCCUGGUGAGACCUCCAUUAUGUUCCCGUAUGUGAUGGUGACGAGUUUGGCUUUUUGUCGCAACACUGUGUGAAUAUCUUCAUUUAUUGUGGUAUUACUUCUACUUGCUGUGUCAUUUUGCUUGAUGCAUCUGCGAGUACCGGUAUUGAGAGAAGCUUUUCAAGUGCAAGUAGCAUAAUCUCCGUGUGCACAUCUAUCAACAUUAUUUUCGUCGACAGAUUCUGGAUCUUAAUGUACAUUGGCCGGAUUCUUUUUAUCUAUUUGUCGUAAACAAGACGAGCGUCGACAUGCAAGUGAUAGGUUUAAGUCUGGUCACUAUGCUAGCAGCUAGCUACCUUUCUGCUGCCGCUACAUUCAAGUUGACCAUCUUGCACACCAACGAUGUGCACGCCCGGUUCGAACAAUUCGACGGUUAUGGAGGUGAGUGUAGCCGGAAGGAAUCGGAUGAUGGGCAAUGCUUCGGUGGCGUGGCGAGGCGAGUUGCUAAGAUUGAUCAGAUACGGGCUGAGGAGGAGAACGUUCUGUUGCUUGAUGCAGGGGACCAAUUCCAGGGAACCAUGUGGUUCUAUGUGUAUAAAGGAGAAGCUACUUCGUACUUCAUGAACAUGGUUGACUACGAUGCUAUGGCACUUGGGAACCAUGAGUUUGAUAAUGGCCCGGAAGGACUGAGUAAGUUCUUAGAGGAUGUCCAUUUCCCGGUACUGAGCUCCAAUAUCAACGCCAGCUUGGAACCGUCCAUCAAUGGCUUGUUUAACAAGAGUACAAUCAUCACUGUUGGAGACCAGAAAAUUGGUGUUGUUGGAUAUACGUACAUGCGUACCCCAGAAAUUUCCACCACUGGGAAGCUAAAAUUCACUGAUGAAGUUAAAGCGAUCCAGGUCGAGGUUGAGAGACUGCGUGCAGAGUAUGGUAUCAACAAAAUAAUCGCUGUGGGCCAUUCUGGGUAUGAUGUGGACUUAACGAUCGCUAAGAAGGUUCAAGGGCUGGAUGUCGUGGUGGGAGGUCACACUAAUACCUUUCUGUACACUGGUACUGCGCCCUCAACAGAGCAGCCUGAAGGUGAGUACCCGACACUUGUCCACCCAGACAACGAUCCUACUGCUAACGUGUUGGUAGUACAGGAUUACACCCUUGCCAAAUAUCUCGGGCGCCUCGAUGUCACGUUUGACGAGGACGGUAAAGUAACAGAAUGGAGUGGUAAUCCAAUACUCCUGGACAAAACCGUAACACAAGACACCAAGGUUCUUGAGGACAUAGAAGUGUGGGCAGAAUCAGUGCGAAACUACUCCAACGUUUAUCUCGGUAGCUCUCACGUAUUCCUUAACGGGAGCUGUCGGUUGGACGAAUGCAACCUUGGUAAUUUCAUCACUGACGCCUACGUAAGACAGGAAGUAAAGUUCCCAGAUGAACUUAGGUGGAAUGACGUCAGUAUUGCGAUCGUAAAUGGCGGGAGCAUCCGGACUUCAUUAUAUCAAGGUGAUUUGACUGUCGGCGACAUCCUAACAGUCUUACCAUUCGGCAACACAAUUGACACCAUAACGAUUAAAGGUGUUUAUUUGCUGGAAGCUCUGGAGAAUUCUGUGGCUGAAUACGACCCCGUGGUGAGACCAGGAAGGUUCUUGCAGUUUUCAGGGAUGAUAGUGAGUUAUGACCUGUCGAAACCCCCUGGGAGGCGGGUUGUUAAGGCUGAGGUUCGUUGUACAGAAUGUGAAGUGCCAGAAUUCGUACCUCUUGACCCGGACAAGGUGUACAAGAUUGUCCUGCCAUCGUUUCUUGUCAGUGGUGGGGAUGGCUACUCCAUGAUACGGGAUAACGUCAUCGAACAUAACUAUGGUAACUUGGAUUCCAGCGUUGUGAGUGAAUACAUAGAGAUGAUGACCCCACUGACACCUGGUCUGGAACGAAGAAUCCUAUUCGUCGACUCAUCAGAAAAUCCUUGUAAGGGAGCAGCUAGUGAGAAUCGACCUCUUUUAGCUGUCCGGUUUUUGUUGGGUGCUUUUCUGAUUUUCUUUUCCAUCUUGUAGUUUGAAAACUAGACUUGCUUCAGGAAAACAUCUGACUUGUAUACUUGAACAUCGCUCUCUCUCAGAAUAUUUAAGCAGUUAGUGUAGUGUUAUUGUAAAAGAGUUUAUAGUGGCGUACUACGAAGGUACAUUCCCUCCCCCAGUGGAAGUCUGCGCCCCUAUAUGUCCCCUCUCUCCAGUCAGAAAUUUCAAAAUACCUGUAUACAUAGCUUAUGUACAAGCCCCCUUUAAUUUGCUAGGAGUGUCCGCUUGAAAAAAAAUAUAUGCACUCCUUCGUGCAACCUCAUAAAAUUCACUGGUGAUUAUGGAUUUUGUAUUAUUUAUUGUGGAAUGUUCAAGACAGAAGUUCAAGUUUCGUUAUGUCUGUUUGUCUGUCUGUUUUCAUGAGUAUAGUGGGGGUAUAAAGUGCCAAUAAGCAAUGCAACUCCAACCCCGUAAAGGCAGCAGAUUAAAUGUGGUGCACUUGCGACUUUAUUUUAAUAAACAUGUAGAUACGUAUAUUUCCAAAGGCCAAUUUAUAAAUUAAAAACAACAUUUCUCAAGUGUCAGUCUGUGCAUAAACGCCGUAUGAUAACUAAGAUUUGUGAUAAAACAUGACGUAUAUCAGGACAAGCUAAUUUAUGUUAUUUGGCGAGCUUUGAGAAAUUAGAAGCAGCCGUAAUGAUGUGCCAGUGCAUUCGUACGCAGGUGGUAUUUCUCUUGAGAAGGCACCCAUGAAUCCAUUUCUAAGCGUUUAUUAUCUUCAGUGGCGUAAAUUUGUGCCGGAAAUCGGGGGGAUGGGCGUUGGUGAAGGUGUGGGGGGAUGACUUGCCUGGCCAUAAAAAUAUGAAAGGGGUAGAGACACUAUACUCUAUAUAGAGGGUCGAUGUUUAUGAUAUUGAUGAACGUACGUCUGUAAUGUGUAUUCAGAAUGACAUAUUUAUGGCUCCUUUUAAUUGUUUCCCUUUUGGAGUGAUAUUGAAUGCCUUUUAGUCGUUGGAAAUCUGAAAAAUUCUUCACAAUCCGAUUUGAGAUUCUGCUCACCACGAAUAUGGGGGAAUUAUUCCAUAGCCCAUUUCCACUAUAUGAUGCUCAGUGCAUGUGGGCUGUCACGCAUGUGGCCUUGAACUUUGAAUGACCGUCACAACAAAACCAUAUAUCUGAUUAUGUUCAAACGUCACCUUUUUGAGGAAAAGGUAGGUGCUCGGAUUCUUUGAAGACACAUUUUAGAGGAGAAAAACAACCAAAAAAAGCCUUUUCUAUGGUAUCAAAACAAAUAAGGGUCUUCAAGAACACACACACAAAAAAAGAAAAAGCGGUAUCCCUUACCACUAACGUUAGUAGCUGACGACGGGGGACUUCUGUAGGACAGUGGGGCAAUUUAUUGUUUUUAACACUUAGGGCCAGAGGUGGAAGCAAGUCAUUUUUUUCGCAAGUCCAAGUCAAGUCACAAGUCUUUAGCAAGUCGAAGUCAAGUCAAAAGUCAUUAGG